Molecule: messenger RNA, 1542 nt
Organism: Miscanthus lutarioriparius
Lineage: Eukaryota; Viridiplantae; Streptophyta; Magnoliopsida; Poales; Poaceae
Source: the annotation of a GenBank genome assembly
AUGUCCAUAGAAGAGAGGAAGAUAAGUAUGAUAAGCAAGAGCACUGCGCUAAAUCCAAAUGCAGAGGAAUUUGUUCCUUCAUCCCUUAGAUCUGUCAAUGAUUCCUCCAAGAGAUCAGAUGCAACUAUGGUUGUCUCAGGGCCAUCUAAAGAAUCCAGCACAGACAAGCCAGAGUCCAUUUUACGAAGUAACUCUGAUGAAGAAGCACAUCAGUACUGGCAGCAACAGCUCCCUGACGACAUUACCCCUGAUUUCAAUGUCCUGGGACAAGAUGAAAGUACUGGACCUGAAAGUCUAUCACUCACAGGCCUGUCCAUAAAUGAUGGCAUUGACACAUCAAUAUUUUCUCCAAACCAGACACUGAGCAUGCAGCACCGUGCUUCGCCUUUUAUCAGGGACAAACUGAGUACACGCCCAAAGAUUAACUUGUCUGGCCCAACUUAUAUGGAUGAACGGUCCCAAGCCACAAUUUUGAGUCCAACUGCAGGUUCCAUGAGUCCAAAUGCUGCUCCAUGGGUGAAGACUAUGAGGAAUGGGGGACAUUAUAACACAAGCAGAAGGGAUGCCAGUCACUACAAUGGAGAUUCUAGCAUUGGAGCUUCAUUGCACAACCUUACUGAUGUGUAUCAUGGAAGCAGGCGCAGCUUAAGCUCGACUAUGGAUAUCAUGAGUCAGCUGGAGAGUAAAGGUCAUGGACGACUCAGUCAGAACCUCAGGUCACUGUCAUUUGGAAAUUCAAGUCCUCCAUCACCAGCAUCAUUUCCCCAAAAUGGUCUUGGAAACUAUAGUAAUGAAUCUUUUGGUCUGCCAAACAGUCCAUAUAGAUCUCAUUCAGCUAUACUCGCAGAUGAUAUUGUUUCACCUUCAGCUGGACGUGAACAUAUAUCCCUCGAUGUUCCUAGAGGAAGGUACAAGAUGACUAGUUUGCCUGUUCCUGGUCUUGGUUCAAGCAGAGGUUCUCAGCUGUUGGGUGGCUCAUAUAAUGGAAAUCAUGACAUGAUCUCAACCAAUACCCUACAAAACAUGGCUGGAAUUCAGACAGGACCAGCUUGGCUUGAAAGUGAUGCUGCGGCAAGCGCUUAUUUGGAAUCAAAGGAUGAAGUUCAUGAUUUUGCAAGCUUGCGACAUGCAGUUCUUGAACAGCAGGAUAGACAGGCUUUUCUGAUGGGAAACAACCCUUUAACAAAGGAUCUAACAUUGAAGGAGCUAUACAGUAUACAAACCAGGUUGGUUCAGGAGAAGGCUAGAGAAACAACAUAUCGACAAAGAUUCCAAAUGCCAGAGUUGCAAGGCCUCAUCCAGGAGCAAAAUCCCCCAAUCGAUCUCUGUGGUCUUCAUGUCAGCGAGGCGAUACACGUCCUGAACUACGAGCUCAACAACCGAAGAAAGAUCGUGAGAUCCACUGGUCGCCGACUCCAGGCUAUGAUAAUAUCAAGCGCCCGCACCCCAGCAAGGCUGACUGCCACCGUCGAGCAGUACCUCAUGGAACAUGGCCUUCAGUACACCCAGGUGCAACCAGGCCUCUUCCGCGUCCUGCUCUAG